Messenger RNA from Acromyrmex echinatior (Panamanian leafcutter ant), 2123 nucleotides. RefSeq lists its product as uncharacterized. NCBI's taxonomy places the organism in Eukaryota, Metazoa, Arthropoda, Insecta, Hymenoptera, Formicidae. The record is from RefSeq and is a predicted model, not a curated record. Gene Ontology annotation, cellular component: axoneme; ciliary basal body. Gene Ontology annotation, biological process: microtubule cytoskeleton organization.
UGUACAUUCCCAUGUUAUUAAUGAUGAGAAUACCAGACAUGGCGGGAGUUUAACACGUGUCCGUUGCUUAGUGACAGACCGUCAACAAAACUUCGUGAAUAAAGUGGCAGACUGUGGCAGACAUGGCAUAGCUCCCAUCUAAAGGGAAAAUGGAAAAUUUUUAAUGUCGUAAAUCGAAUCACUUUGCAUUGUUCAAAAUUUUUUAAGAGAACUUUCUUUUGCUCAAUAAUUAUCUUUUAUUAUUAUAAUUAUCGAGAAUCGUAUAUUUGAAUUUUUCGUCAGAAAUGACAAGAUGUAUGAAGAAGGUUAAUCUAAAAAGCAGCACUUAUAAUCAAACGGGACAGAAUUAUUUUGAGCAAUUGGCGGCGUAUAACUCAAUGAGCGCGCAUCUGCGACGAAUUUUAUUGGCAAGAAGCAUAGUUGAUACAAGAAAUAAAAUUUAUUUGAAAAAAAAUCAGCGAUACAAAGUGCAAAGAACUGAUGAUAGCGAAGUCUGUAUGCGUCUGGAAGCAACGGACGAUGUCAUUGAUAGAUUGGCCUAUGAUAUUCGACAUCAUCCCAUGGAUAUGUUAGGAAUAUGUUUAAACGCAAAGCAUCUGGACUUUUGCAAUUGUAAUUUAGAUCAAUUGAAAGCUUGUAGUAGUCAUAUAUAUUGUGACGAAAUUGAUCAAAUGGAUCGACGGCAACGAUUAAAGAGUGAAAGAAUAAGAUCAUCAUGUUUGCUGAAACGUAAAAAAUUUGCAAAUUUUAUUUGCAAAAAGGAGCUGAAAUCUACGAUAUGUCCUAAAUUUACGCGAGAUGUCCCUAAUAUAUUGCGACAGAGGUGUAAAUACAAAAAAGAGCUCCGAGCUCCUUGCGCAGAUACUAGAUUAGAUUCAACGAUGUUUAAAUCACAAUCUCAAUCUCCAAGACAGACAAAAAUCGAUUAUCGCAUGGUAUCUGCAAAUGUCUCGCAAUGUUACAAUUUUGAUUGUGAUGAAAAAUAUAUCAAAGACUCCAUUUCCAAACGAUUCAUAUUUCAAAAAGAAGAAGAGAAGAAAUAUAUUAAAUUUGUUUACGACAUCACCAAAGAAAUAAUGCAGAGAGGUCUUUAUACCGAUAAAGAGUUGCAGGACGUAUUUAAGAAGCACAUUAAUCAAUAUAAAGGAAUAUUAAACAUGAGUAAAAUGCUGUACGAGAUUUAUCAGUUAAAGAUCUCCUUAAAUAUAGUGGAUGAUUCAGAUACAGACGAAGAGCUAGAAGAUUUGAUCCAUGCACAAAAAUUAUUAAGUGUAUCUGAGAUUAGGCCACCUACACCGCCGAAGGUUUUGGAUGAAAAUAAAGUGAUGGAAAAAUUAGAAUCUUAUCAGAAAAUGAUGAAAGCUGACAGAUCUCCAAACAUUACUAUGAAAUCAGUGAUACUGGUUGACGCGAACCCUGAAUUACUUAUCACCGAAAGAGAUGUGCUGGUAUCAUUAGUGGAAGCAGGUGUAGAUCCUAAACAAAUUCAAAAUAUUUGUAAAAAUCUACGUUACAAGAGUAGAGACAUCAACCCUCCUGAAGGGGCACAAAUAGACAUGGAAACUUUAUAUUCUUCAGAUUUGAAAGUAGACAAUUUAGAACUGGAAGACAACGACAAGGUUUCUGUGAUUGUUGAAAGUGAUAAUUCUGCCGUGGAUAAUUCGAUUGAGUUUUCUGAAAAACAAGGAUCGAGUUUUUCGACACCGAAUUUCGUAUUCACGCAAGACAGUGGAACAAAAUCUGAAAUCACAUCUGAACAUGAUGAUAAAGUAGAAUCGUAAACUGAAUUAAUGAAUUUAUUUCUGUUCCUUCGUUAUGAACAUUUGCUUUCAACGCCUUGCUCGUCAUAUUGUCCUUAUAAAUAUUUAUAUAUCGCCCUCGAGUAACUUAUUGUAUUAGCAACUAAAUAAACAUUGGCUUAUGCAAUAUUUAGUUUAUGCAGGAAAAUGAUUUACUUAUUACUUGAUAAUAUAUCAAUGUUGAGAAACAAAGAACGCUGAUUUUAUUUCACAUUCAUAUAUAUAUAUAUCUUUUAUUCAUCUGUUCUCUUAUAUUGGAUUUCACAAUACAUCUGUAUGAGGAUCUGUGGUUUGUAAUUCGUCCAACAAGCUGAAUUCUCAACA